AUGGCUAGCUUCCAGGACCGUGCUCAGCACACCAUUGCCCAGCUCGACAAGGAGCUUUCCAAGUACCCUGUCCUCAACAACCUCGAGCGCCAGACUUCUGUCCCCAAGGUCUACGUCGUACUUGGCCUCGGUGGAAUCUACACCUUCCUCGUCUUCUUCAACAUCGCCGGCGAGCUCCUUGUGAACUUGGCUGGUUUUGUCCUCCCCACCUACUACUCCCUCAAUGCCCUCUUCACAGCUGGAAAGGCUGAUGACACUCAGUGGUUGACUUACUGGGUGGUCUACGCUUUCUUCACUGUUGUUGAGAGUGCCAUCAGCGCUCCUUACUGGUUCCCCUUCUACUACAUCUUCAAGUUUGCCCUUGUCCUCUGGAUGGCUCUUCCCCAGACCAACGGUGCUCAAGUCGUCUUCAACUCUCUCCUCCAGCCCCUUGUUGGCCGCUUCUUCACUAGUGGCUCUACCUCGGCCAACCUCCGGGCCCAGGCUGAUGCCGCUACCAAGUCGCAGUAA
Molecule: messenger RNA, 510 nt
Organism: Aspergillus calidoustus
Lineage: Eukaryota; Fungi; Ascomycota; Eurotiomycetes; Eurotiales; Aspergillaceae
Source: the annotation of a GenBank genome assembly